AUGAUAUCUAGUGUAACCACUGCAGCAUUCGCUGUUGCCAAGGCUGCAGAUACAUCUACAAUUCCUAAAAGUCUUUUUGAAGAAAGCGUUUUUGGAACAUCAGAUGUUGGUGGUGUUGAUGUUGAUACUGGUGACAAAGAAAAAAUUCCAAAAAAUUUACAUGAGCAAGCCUACCAAUUCUUCGAAAAUCUAACUGCUGCUGCUGAGACUAUAAGUGUCGAUACAAAAGGUGCCAGUUCUUAUGUGGAUCAGGAUAGUAAGCAGAGGAUAGCACAUAUGAUUGAUUCGUUAGUCGCACAGACAAGCAUAGUUCUACGUGAUGUCAGUAUUCGUGUUGAAUGUGAACUGAGACUGCCUGGACUUGAUCGUGCCUCUGGGUUAACACUGACCGUUAAACAUUUAUCCAUAUCGAAUCAGUAUAAAACAGAAGAGAAACACCCACCGUCAUCGUCAUCACAUACAACUAGCGGUGGUCGUUGGUCAUGGUUAUGGUGGUGGCAUGGUUCAAACAAUGGGAGUUCUACUGGCAAAGGAUCAGUGAUAUCUUCAUCACCAACUUCUACUUCAACACCUUUGGGAAGUCUAUCAACCAUGUUGCAUAAAAUCAUUCAUUUGGAAGAAGCAAAUUUAUUUUGGGAUUUGUGGAGUACAUCUGGUCAAGUACAAGGUUGUUCGAGUUUGUCCAGUUCACCACAUCGAAGUGAACCACCAUGUUCUCCACUUCCUAACAAAAAGACAUGUGGUCCAACAGCUGAUACAAUGGUUUCAUCAGCUAAACUCUAA
Messenger RNA from Heterobilharzia americana, 783 nucleotides. NCBI's taxonomy places the organism in Eukaryota, Metazoa, Platyhelminthes, Trematoda, Strigeidida, Schistosomatidae. The record is from the annotation of a GenBank genome assembly.